GAAGCGUCACACAGACGUAGACGAUCUUUGUCACAAACAUGGCAGCGCGCAUGUGAAUGUCAUGCCAUCUUAAUCUAUUCCCUGAAUCAGUUCAUGUUUGGGCACGCUUGCGUUAAAGCUGACGCGUAAAUUACUUCCUACAGCAUUGUGGUUUGAUUCACCUCAAACCGCUGAGCCGUAACUUAGCUACUUGAUUCACCAGCUCUCAAUGUUAGCAUUUUAGCAACUAAUUAGCAGUCAUCUCUACGAUGGAUCCUGACCAGCAACUGAGAAAUCUGCGGGAUUUCCUUUUGGUUUACAACCGCAUGACUGAAACUUGUUUCCAGCGAUGCAGCAGCAACUUCAACUACAGAAACCUUACCAUGGACGAGGAGCGAUGUGUGGACAGCUGUGCAGGGAAGCUGAUCCGCUCUAACCACCGCCUGAUGAGCACCUAUGUGCAGCUGAUGCCUCGGAUGGUGCAGCGUCGGAUGGAGGAGAUGGAGAGCAAGGCUGCAGAAAAUGCCAAGGCAGCAGAGGCAGCUGCUUCUGCAUAUGUGGAGCCCCCUGCCACAGAGGCCUCACCAGCAUCUCUAACCCCCAUCACCUUAUCUCCACCCCCACAAGUACCUCCACUGCUGGAUCAACCUUUUACCUCAAUGACGAUUGACGAUGUCGGGGUCGGACCACAGGCCCAUGGCUCAGUCUUAAAGCCAGCAGGAUCAGAUAUUCCAGUUGAGCUUGACACUGCUGUUUCAAAAUUCACAACAGCCCCAGAAGUUAAAUUAUCAGCUGCCUCCCCACUCACACCUGUGACUGAAACGGUGAAUCUCUCAGUGCUUAAUGAAGCUGGCAAUGGACCAUCUUAUAAAGCAAGCUUUGCUCAGCCGCUGAUAGCUGGUGCCCAAAUUGAGUCUGAGAUCUCAGCGCCUGUGUUUAUGCCAUCUAAACCAAUGUCUUUAACAGGAGAUGUGCCUGUGUCAACAGUAGCUGCACCUACAAUGUCCAAAUCCAUUGAGAGCCUGUCAGGCCAAGAGAGAGCCCCAGAGGUUCCCCCGCCAUCAGGCCAGUAAUGAUGGCCAUUCUGGGUCUGUCUUAGGUGGUUAAACUGUUAGCGAUAUGGCCCUGACUCCCACCACAAACCGUCAGUUUGAGUAACUCAAAUGUGAGAUUCUCCGUAUUGCUGAAAAGAAUAGUUGAUAAAUAGAUUUACAUUAAUUAUUGAAUAGAUCAACUUUUCAACAACUAAUAUACAUGCUAUGUCAUAUAACCUUUUCUGGCUACAGUCUCUCAAAUGUGAGUAUUUGAUGCUUUUCUGUUUUCAUAUUGUAAAUUAAAAAUUGUUGAGGUUUGACAAAACUAGCAACUUGAAGACCUCACAUUAGACUGUUGACUUGUGCAGGUAUUGUCAUUAUUAUUUUCUGUUUUAAAUAAAUCAAAAAACAAUUGAUAAUGGGAAAAAAACUUAACUUGCAGCUUUAGUGACCUACCAGGAAAAUAGAUUAACCUGAUAUAAAACACAGUCAAGCAUGUCACUAUAUAUAUAUAUAUAUAUAUAUAUAUAUAUAUAUAUAUAUAUAUAUAUUUCCGAUAGUAUUGUGAAGUGUCAGAAAUGGUAAUAACAAAAACAUAUUUGGAGCAGCCUGGAGUCCUCAAUCUAAUGACCCACUGAACACACUCCUGCUAUUUGUUUUGAAAUGUGACACAGUAAAUGCACACAUUGGAUAAUCAUGAGUAUUCCUUACUUUUUUCACGUGUUCUUUAUUUUAAAUGCCCUAGUGACAACCUCUUGUAUUUGUUGUUUGAAAACAUUAAAGGCCCUCCUACUGCGAUGGCCUAAUUCACCAGUGA
This is a messenger RNA of Perca fluviatilis (European perch), 1830 nucleotides long. It is a transcript of the gene timm10b, whose product is annotated as translocase of inner mitochondrial membrane 10 homolog B (yeast). NCBI's taxonomy places the organism in Eukaryota, Metazoa, Chordata, Actinopteri, Perciformes, Percidae. The record is from RefSeq and is a predicted model, not a curated record. The transcript has 3 exons. Bases 249 to 1052 code for a protein of 267 amino acids. Gene Ontology annotation, cellular component: mitochondrial intermembrane space chaperone complex.